AUGACUGAAACUCAAUCCGACCCCAAUACUACUUCUAAUAAUCCGGUAAGAAGACGAUCUAGAGGAAGAAGAAUAUCAUAUCAUAAGCCUUCAUCGUCUCCUUCCACAACAACUCCAAAUACUCAACAGACUGGUAACACAAGCCCACAAGGCUCAAACUCUUCUACAACCAAUGCUUCAGCAAAUACUCCUUCCCAUAACUCGUUAAGUAGAGGACAGAGAGGCAAACGAAGAGGUAGAAGAGGAGGAUCAUCAUUUGAUAUAAAACCUACGUCAUCACCUCCUUCCACAAAUCCUCAACAAAGCUCUGAUGAAAAGCUAGAACUAAAGUUAUUACUCCAAUUUUCUUCAUCCUCCGAACCAAUCACUCUUGAUUUGACUGACAAGAAAUGGAACCCCCCAAAAGUGUAUGCGUCAGAGUUGAUUGUUGAUGAAUCUUUGGGUGCUGGUUUGUCAGCACUUCAUUCAAAAGAAGAAGAAACAUCAAACGACUCAACAUUGUCAUCUUCAACUACAUCCUCACUCGAAACACCAAUCACUCUCGAUUUGACUGAUUACGAGAGUUGGAAUGCCCAACAAGUAGCAUCAGUAUUGAUUUCUCCUAAAUCUUUGGGUGGUGCUGGUUUGUCGGUUGAAAAGCUGAAGCCUUUGCAUGAGGCUGGUUUUGAUAGCACAUCUCUCCACAACAUUGUUGAGAAUAUCAAGAUGGACGGUGUAAAGUAUGCCAUUGAUCAACUUAAAAGUACUUAUAACAAGAGUAGCGUUCCUCAAGUCUCCGACACUUGCCAAACCGUUGUAUUUUGGGUGCUCGAUCAAUUAAUGACCAGAAAAUAUUCACUAUGGCUAUUGGAGCCAGUGAGUAAACAAAUCAAACAAAAAUUGAGCGAACCAAUUGCAAAAGGAGGUGCUGAAUUGAAUCUUGAUCAAGUUUCUUCAUUGGAUGUCAAAACUCUCACCAAAAUUAUUACUGCCAUAGAGAAGGAAAGAGUUGUAACAGAAGAAAAAUGCAUCGAAUAUGCCGUCAAGAUUAUGAAAAGCGACACGUGCUUUGCUUCAGUGCCAGAAUCUACUUGUAAAGCUGUUGCUGGGUGGGUAAAUACCAAACUGAGAAAGGCUGGCGAAGGAGGUUCUUUAAUUAAUAUACCAUCCAAGUUGUUUGAUCUUUGGAAGCGCAAGUUGGAAGGAGAAAUAUCUGAAAAUUUACGAAAGGAAAGAACAAAUGCAAGAUAUGAUUAUCUUCGUAAUUUACAUGAUCCAGCAAACAUGGAAAAACUGAGAACGCUCAUUGGAAAAUUUAUCGAUCUUCCUGUAUUUGGAACGGGAGAAAGUGAUUUGUCUCCAAAAAACUUUAAUCCAAAUGCGAAAUAUCUUUUAACUCAGCAACGAUUUGAUAUAUUGAACAAUGUUGUUAAUGGAAAAACCACUGGAUUGGUUUUAUCGGGUCCUCAUGGAGUUUCAAAAUCAUAUACACUUUAUUUGAUAGUUGCCUACGCAUUUGUAAAUUCAAUUCCAGUACUUUAUGUUCCAAAAUGUCGCCUAUGGCUCAGCAGUUACAACACAGAUCAGGAAGUUGGUGCCAAUAACUACUUGCGAAGAUUGUUCUUUUCGCUGAAUAGUGACAUUCUUUCUACGACCCAAAUUGUUGAAUUACAGAAAGCAAGAAAUGUGGUCCGUCAUUUGAGCACACAUAUUGGAGAUGUGGGACCUAUGUUCUAUUUGUUUGAUGAACAUAAUGAAUUAUACAGACCUGACUAUUACAACAAGAUUCCUGCUUCCCAUGCUUAUUUCCAAAAUUUUACCAGAUGGACAGGAGAUACAUCAGAGAAGUACACAGUUACCAUCUAUUGUGGAAGUGCUCAUAGUUCCUUUGAAGAUAAUUUACCAGGAGGAGAAGAAGAAAGAUUGGUUAGAAUAAUUCCUCCAACAACAACAGAGUUUGAAACACUGAUAGCAGACUUCGGUUUGAAUCCAAAGGAUAAAAGAAUAGCCCAUGUAACAGGAAGAAUUCCAAGAGAGUUGAGAUACUUGGCAAACUAUUUGAAGGGCAAAAAGGGUACUGAUGAAGAUUUCAACCAAUUUGUCAUGAAUAUGCGUGGUGUAUAUGAUCGAAGAUUGGAUUCAUUAGUUAGUACAUUGGACAAAAAUAAGAUGGAACAGUUUGAAAAGACACUGGAAGAUCUUUUUACUCUUGGUAUUUCUAAUGGAAGACCUUAUAGUGUUUCAGGGGUUGUAUACGAUAAGGGUUUAUUGUACAAGGAUUCUUAUGGAAAACUUUUUAUCAUUAACGAUCCAGCAAAGAGAUGUUUAUUCCAUCACUACUGCACAAAACUAGACAUGCCAAACAUACCCAAGAAUAUUUAUGGUUCAGAGAAAGGAACAAUGUUUGAAAAACACUUGGUGAGACAAGAGUAUGGAAUUGGUAAACAUUUAGAUAGAAAAUUCUAUGUAACAAAUAAGUUGAGCUCAAACCCCACAAUAUCCACGUUAUCAUAUGAAAUUAACGUACAAGCAAAUUUAGAUCUAAAGGAUUUAAGCUCUCUCGAUCGAAGGAAUUUCUUGAAAGGAACGGGAGUAUUAUUCAUUCCAGAAUCCGAAAUUUCCCCAAGCUUUGAUUAUGCUAUUGUUAUGUACAAAGAGAAGCCAGUGGAAAUCUUUCUGAAACAAACCACAAUUUCUACUGUUGAUUCUCAUUAUUGUAAUCAUCGUAAUGGCAACACAGAUAUGGAUAAUUUAUUGAAACGUUUUUAUGUUUUAGAUAGAAAAGGAAAGGCAAUGAAAAGAAAACAAAACGAUCCAAAGCAAUGUCAUUUCUCAUUACUCGAAUUGAUACUUCAUGGAAUUGUUGGAACUGAAGAAAAAGUUGGAGAGUUGUUACAAGUCCGCAAGGACGAUCUAAAGUUCAUCAAAGAUGGAAAGCUUGAAAACUCAGUAACAUAUGGUGGUAUUCAAUUCACUUGGCAUUACAUUUAUGAAUCUGGUGCGGAAGAACAAUCUGUAAAGAAGGUAAAGGAAAAUGGUAUACUUUUUAGGAAUAGGCAAGAAAUUGAAGCCGAUAUGAAGAUUUACUUUGAAAAAUAA
Messenger RNA from Naegleria fowleri, 3078 nucleotides. RefSeq lists its product as uncharacterized. NCBI's taxonomy places the organism in Eukaryota, Heterolobosea, Eutetramitea, Acrasida, Naegleriidae. The record is from RefSeq and is a predicted model, not a curated record. The transcript is spliced from 2 exons. The coding region runs from base 1 to 3078 and encodes 1025 amino acids.